Messenger RNA from Helianthus annuus (common sunflower), 1625 nucleotides. RefSeq names its product GTPase ERA-like, chloroplastic. Lineage: Eukaryota; Viridiplantae; Streptophyta; Magnoliopsida; Asterales; Asteraceae. Gene Ontology annotation, biological process: ribosomal small subunit assembly. The coding region runs from base 163 to 1371 and encodes 402 amino acids. The record is from RefSeq and is a predicted model, not a curated record. Gene Ontology annotation, molecular function: rRNA binding; ribosomal small subunit binding; GTP binding. The transcript has 9 exons.
AGUAAGAAAAAGAUUACAAAAAAAAAAAAAAAAAAAAUAGAGAAAGAACGAAAGAAGAUAAGCAGAAGAGCGAGAGGAAGAGUUCAGUAGUCGGAAACAAUGGCGAUAACAUUAACAACCCCUCCUCCACAAAGUUAACAAACUAAUAGCAAAAUUGCAGUAAUGGAGCUUGCCCGUCAAACAAUAUCCCCAACCCUUCUCCCCUUGUCAAUCCACCGUUCUCCUCUCUCCUUCCCCUCCAAUCUCCGCCCUCAAUUUCACUUCCACACACUCUCCGUUACAUCCCCCAUCAAGCAGUUACAGUGCUCUCAAACCGGAACCCAGUUUAUACAACAAGAACAAGAUGAUAUUGAUGAUGAUUUCGAAACGUCGACGUUUUUGUCUUUGAGCUCGAAGCCAGACAGGAACAUGGCGAUGUUAGACGAUUAUGAGAUGGAGGAGCUUGGUUAUUCUCAUGACCCAAAUCAUCGCAGUGGAUAUGUAGCUGUUGUAGGCAAGCCAAAUGUUGGAAAAAGUACACUUUCAAAUCAAAUGAUCGGGCAAAAGCUUUCAAUCGUAACAGAUAAGCCUCAAACAACAAGACAUCGUAUUCUUGGUAUAUGUUCUGCCCCAGAGUAUCAGAUGAUACUAUAUGAUACACCUGGUGUUAUCGAAAAGAAAAUGCACAUGUUAGACUCAAUGAUGAUGAAGAAUGUCCGAAGUGCCGCCAUUAACGCGGACUGUGUAUUAGUGGUUGUCGAUGCGUGCAAGACACCCCAAAAUAUUGACGAAAUGCUGCAAGAAGGUGUAGGUGAGCUAAAAAAUAACGUGCCUGUGUUGCUGGUUUUGAAUAAGAAAGAUCUCAUUAAACCUGGUGAAAUGGCAAAGAAACUCGAGUGGUAUGAGAAAUUUACAGAUGUAGAUGAUGUCAUACCCGUGAGUGCCAAGUAUGGUCAUGGAGUUGAUGAUGUAAAAGACUGGAUCCUAUCGAAACUUCCUCUUGGACCAGCAUUUUAUCCCAAGGAUAUAACUAGUGAGCAUCCAGAAAGAUUCUUCAUAGCUGAAAUUGUGAGAGAAAAAAUCUUCAUGCAGUUUCGUAAUGAAGUUCCUUACGCGUGCCAGGUGAAUGUUAUAAAUUACCAAACCAGACCUAAUGCUAAAGACUUCAUUCAAGUUGAGAUAGUUGUUGAAAAGAACACACAGAAAAUUAUCCUCAUCGGGAAGGAUGGUAAAGCGCUAAAAUUACUUGCCACGGCUUCAAGGCUCGAUAUUGAAGAUUUCUUGCAGAAAAAGGUUUUCUUGGAGGUUGAAGUGAAGGUGAAAGAGAAUUGGAGACAGGAUGAAGGGCUAUUGAGAUACUAUGGAUAUGGGGGCAAAAUCAAAGCUUUGUGAUACCGAAACUCCAUAGAUGGCCCGGUUUUGUGUGAAAGUGAACGGUUUCUUGAUUCGAGUAUAACCGGUUAUAUAUGCCAACAUGGAUUUUGUAUCCGACUACGCCAUUGUUGUAAUGAGUAUAGAAAACAUUAAUUUUUAAGAUAUUAUUAUAGCCUUGUAGGGAGAUGUUAGCAUGGUUCAGUUGUUCCCUGUUAUUGUAACUUGCUAUCUUGAAAUUCGAUUGGAUGAGAAAUCACUCAUAUAUGGUGUAA